AUCGAAGGCAAAAUGUAACUAACCGUGAUCACUGCAGGACGGUGGUGUGUCCAUCUUCACGUGCGCACAUGGCCACUAGGUGCCAUCAACCGAAAAACUAUCAAAACUAAAGCACUUCAAACGUAAAGAAAUGCCCCUGCGGCACCUCAAUAAUAAAUAGUAAAUCCAAGCAGUGGGCAGCAGUCAGUCGGUUGUCGAUCCUCACUUCAAACGGCCAGCCCUGUCUCUUUGUGAUAAGCCUCGGCGGUGUAAACGUGCGUCGUUCCGUAAUCGAGUGAUCAAAGGUUGGAAAAUGUGCGCCGAAGAUAGUUAUCUGUUUGCGAUCCCAAGUGUGGAAAAGGCUCCGGAAAAGUACGAUGAUCGUGUGGCCGAGUUGAGCGGAUUCUAUCAGAAUAUUGCUUCGGAGCAGCUGCGUGAGGAUGAUGCCAUGCGCAAACAGGGUCUGGAGCAAUUGCGCGACUGGAUCGCAAAGCACCCUCACAUCAAGAAGUGCCGUACGGACGCUCCCUUCCUGUUGCGAUUCCUUCGUGGCAAGAAGUACUCUAUCAAUACGGCCACGGAAACCUUGGAGCGGUACCUGGUGGCUCGCAUGAUGUACCCGCAGUGGUUCACCAAGCUGGACAUCGAAGAACCACAGCUUGCAGCCCUGGUUGACACGGGGUAUCUGUUCCCACUUCCGGAACGAGAUGCCCAAGGCCGUGCCUUGAUCUUCAACGAUACCGCCCAGCUGGAUCCAACGAAGUUCACCGCUGCGGACGUGAUGCGUAUCCACAUGUUGGUCAACGAAUCCUUCUUCGAUACCAACGAAGUGCAGUGCGCCGGGCUGGUGCUGGUUUACGAUCUCUCCGGAAUGACCAUGUCGCAGCUGAGCUUGAUCACGCUGAGCGAAAUCCGUGUGCUAGCCUCGUUCCUCAACAAAGCUUUCCCGUUGAGAAUUCAGGAGUUCCACUUCGUCAAUACUCCAGCAGCAACGCUUACGAUUGCGAAUUUUGCUCUUGCUCUGCUUAGUGAAAAGUUGCGGGAACGUGUUUUCUGCCACAAAAACUGGGACGAGUGCUACACCAAGCUGGACAAGAACCUGCUGCCGCAGGAAUUCGGCGGUAAGACUCCCCGGGCGGAAAUGCUCGACGGCUUCAAGAAGCGCUGCCAGAGGAUGCGUGGCCGCAUGCAGCUGGUCGACGAGAUGGAAAUCGAAGUCAGCAAGGACUCCAAGUACUGGCAGGAAAAUUCGGAUGCCGAGCUGGAAAGUGGUGCGGUCGGAACUUUCCGUCAACUGACGGUGGAUUAGAUAGAGGACAGGGAGGCGGAGCUGAACGUGAGGGGGUGUUGUUUUUGUUACUGUAUGUGUGCUUUUGAUUGUGUGCAUCACGAACUAAGGUACAAACUGAUUGACCUCUAACUGUUUUGACGGUGUUUUAGUGCAAAUGAAAAGCUGUAAUUUAGUUGAAUAAAACAUGA
Molecule: messenger RNA, 1458 nt
Organism: Aedes albopictus (Asian tiger mosquito)
Lineage: Eukaryota; Metazoa; Arthropoda; Insecta; Diptera; Culicidae
Product: alpha-tocopherol transfer protein
Exons: 2
Coding region: 293-1288 (331 amino acids)
Cellular component (GO): membrane
Molecular function (GO): phosphatidylinositol bisphosphate binding
Source: RefSeq, a predicted model, not a curated record